CUGAGACCAUUAUAAUGAGCUGCAGGGUUGACACACCUCAGUCUGCAGGGUCAACAGCAGAACAGGUCGACAUGACGUCCAUCCCAGAUCUGAUCAAGAAGAAGAGAGAUGGAGGAGUUCUGAGUGAUGAAGAGAUCAAAACCUUCAUCGACGCCGUUACAAACGGAACCAUAAAAGACUGUCAGACAGGAGCCAUGCUGAUGGCUAUCUGGCAGAAGGGGAUGGUCCAACAGGAGACCAAGACCCUGACCAAGGAGAUGAUGUCAUCGGGGGAAGUGAUGUCAUGGCCGAAGGAGUGGGCGGGGCUUAUGGUCGACAAACACUCCACAGGAGGAGUUGGAGAUAAAGUCAGUCUGGUGUUAGCGCCUGCGCUAGCUGCCUGUGGCUGUAAGGUGCCUAUGAUAAGUGGGCGGGGCUUGGCUCACACAGGAGGAACUCUGGAUAAGCUGGAAUCGAUUCCAGGAUUUAACAUCCACCAAUCAGCAGCCAACAUCCUGGAGAUCCUGGACUCAGUGGGCUGUUGCAUUGUGGGUCAGACGGGGACGUUGGUUCCUGCAGAUCGAGUCCUGUACGCCCUGCGGGACGCCACCAGCACCGUGGACAGCCUGCCACUGAUUGCUGGCUCGAUCAUCUCAAAGAAAGGAGCCGAGUCUCUGUCUGCUCUGGUGCUGGAUGUGAAGUUUGGACAAGCUGCUCUUUAUAAAGACCUGGACAGCGCCAGAGAGCUAGCACAGUUAUUAGUGGACGUGGGGAAGGGACUGGGCAUUGCCACGGCGGCGGUGCUCAGCCGUAUGGACUCUACCAUUGGUCAAUGUGUCGGCAACAGUCUGGAGGUGAUGGAGUCUCUGGAGACGCUGAAGGGGAAUGGACCCGACGACCUGAUGGAGCUGGUCACAACUCUGGGCAGUCAGCUGCUGAAGAUGACCAGGUUGGUGCCCGACCUAUCAGAGGGCAGAAAGAAGAUUUCUGACGCUGUGAUUGGUGGAGCUGCUCUGUCCAAGUUCCAGGCUAUGAUGGAGGCUCAGGGCGUAGCCAAUGAGACGGCUGGGUUGCUGUGCUCCGCCCACACAGAUUACUUCUCUGUACUGAGGAAGUCUGAGCAUCAGAUGGAACUGAAGACGUGUUCAGACGGCGUCGUCGUGGAUGUCGAUGGUUUGAUUUUAGCUGAAGUUCUUCAUAAGUUGGGGGCGGGACGAUCAACACCUGGAGGACCUGUCAAUCACAGCGUAGGGGCGAAGCUACUGGUGAAGCUGGGUCAGAGGGUCAAGAAAGGUGAGUCCUGGCUGGAGCUCCACUACGAGGAUCCAGCUCCGAGUCCAGACCAGACCAAGCGACUGCAGAGCGCUCUGACUCUGGGAACUCAGGAAACACACAAACAGAGACUCUGGUGGCAGAAAUUAUUCAGUGACACGGAUCACUGCUUUUGUUCAGUCAAUGUGUCCUUUAUCAAUCGGGACGUUAUGAAGUUAAUAAAAGAUAUGACGGACCAACAAUUAUUGAUUUUAUCAAACAAAAAAAAUCUGAAUUCAUCAUGUUUUCAGACUUAAUAUAUUAAAAACAUUUAUUGCUUCUUAUGACUUACUAUACUAUGGCAUUUUCAUGAUUUUUUACAAUAUGCUAUAUUAUGCAAUUUGAUUACUUGUUAUGAUGUAUGAUGAUUUGU
This is a messenger RNA of Anoplopoma fimbria (sablefish), 1663 nucleotides long. It is a transcript of the gene tymp, whose product is annotated as thymidine phosphorylase. The coding region runs from base 15 to 1547 and encodes 510 amino acids. NCBI's taxonomy places the organism in Eukaryota, Metazoa, Chordata, Actinopteri, Perciformes, Anoplopomatidae. The transcript has 10 exons. Gene Ontology annotation, cellular component: cytosol. Gene Ontology annotation, molecular function: 1,4-alpha-oligoglucan phosphorylase activity; pyrimidine-nucleoside phosphorylase activity. The record is from RefSeq and is a predicted model, not a curated record. Gene Ontology annotation, biological process: pyrimidine nucleoside metabolic process; pyrimidine nucleobase metabolic process.